GUAAAAUGGGCUAAAUUAUAAUGUAUUUCAAUUACUAUAGGCCCAAUUAUAUCAGCCCAUAUUCGGGCCCAAACUUGGACAUUUUUUGUUUCUGAUUAGAGAGUGCUAAAGAUCUGUCCUCUCCUCUUGUUCGCUCCCAAAGUCAACAUCUUCCAUCGGCCAUGUUUCUCCGGCACUUUAAACAGUUCAACCUCUUCUGGUCAACCACACUCGUAUUCUCUUUAUGCUUUCUCUAUUUCAUCGCAAACUCCAUCUCCACCCGAACACCAUGCUCGGAAAGUGACGCCUACCACAAGCUCAACGUCGUCCUCAACCGCGACGGCACUCUCACCCGCUUGAAUCUCCUUCCUGUAAGCCCUCCCUCGCCCAAUCCCAACCUCCCCGUCUCCGUUCUUUCCAAAGACCUCCCCAUUAAUCCUUCCAAACAAACAUGGGCUCGCAUUUUCCUGCCCCGCAAUGCCCUCUCCUCCCACAAGAAGCUGCCCCUCGUAGUCUUCUUCCACGGCGGCGGCUUCGUCAUCCUCAGUGCCGCCACCACCAUGUUUCACGAUUUCUGCUUCAACAUGGCCGAAGACCUCGGCGUCGUCGUCGUUUCCGUCCAGUACCGCCUUGCUCCGGAGCAUCGCUUGCCGGCGGCGUACGAGGAUGCCAUGGAGGCUCUGCAUCGGAUCAAAACGCGUCCUGAUGUUUGGUUGAGACAGCACGCCGAUUAUUCUGAAUGUUAUAUUAUGGGAGGCAGCGCAGGGGGAAACAUUGCGUACUACGCGGGACUACGUGCGGCCGAGCAGGUGAAGCAGCUUGGGCCGUUGAAGAUAAGAGGGUUGAUAUUGGUUCAACCGUUCUUCGGUGGGACCCAGAGAACCAGAUCGGAAGUGCGGCUGAUGAACAACGAGCACCUGCCGCUGUGCGAGACGGACCUGCUGUGGAAGUUGUCGUUGCCGGUGGGAGUUGACCGUGACCAUGAGUAUUGCGAUCCGAUGGCCGGAGAGGGACCGGAGAGAGCAGAGAAGAUCGGGGUUGGAGGAUGGCGAGUGUUGGUGACGGGGAGCGGGGGGGACACGCUGGUGGAUCGACAGAAGGAGUUAGUGAAGAUGAUGGAGGAGAGGAAAGUGAAGGUGGUGGGCCACUUCACAGAAGGAGGAUUCCACGGCAUUCAAAAUGUUGAUCUCCAGAACGCUAAGGAGCUCUAUGCGGUGAUGAAGAAAUUCAUCUCUUCUUGAUAGAGUAUGAAACGACGUCGUUGUUUUCGGAUGUAUGUCAUCAAGCAUUGAUCGAUUCAGUUCUGAUUAUAAUGAUUUUGCAUCUUAAGAUUGAAUCAUAAACUUUCUCAAAUGAAGAAA
This is a messenger RNA of Neltuma alba, 1340 nucleotides long. RefSeq names its product carboxylesterase 1-like. Lineage: Eukaryota; Viridiplantae; Streptophyta; Magnoliopsida; Fabales; Fabaceae. The transcript has a single exon. Gene Ontology annotation, molecular function: hydrolase activity. Bases 162 to 1220 code for a protein of 352 amino acids. The record is from RefSeq and is a predicted model, not a curated record.